AUGAACAUGAGUUUAACUCUUUUAACGGCUCUUCGUGAAUUAGGUCACGGCGAUGAGAAGAUGCUGCGAGCAUGCUUCGAUGAAAUGAUGUCUAAAGCUACAGCGGAUGAUAAUGAAUAUCUGCGCGAGAUCGUUGAUGUUCUUAUCGAAACGAAUUUCUCUUGUGUUCGGGUAAUCGACCACCCAAUCUUUAUCCGUAUUAGAAAUACAUUCGUCGAUAUUCUUCAAAAGCCCGUUGACGAUUUUCGCUUAUUAUGUCGUAUCGGUCAACUCUUUUCUCGAAUGGCCGAUCAUGUCGACGACAAAAAUAUAUAUUUAUUUCAAAAACUUUUCACGGAUGCGACGAUAAUCCAAUGCUUAAGCAGACAACUCAGCAGUGUAUCGUUGACGUCACAUGCGAACCUAAUCAGUGGUAUUGAACAUAUGAUCGAUGCAUACCAAAAAUUCCAGCGUGACCGUCCAGACAUCCAAGACAAUCCGAUCCUUUCUUCACUAAUAAUGCCCAUUGUUAACUUUGUCAAAUCAGCAGAAUAUAAAGCAUCAUUUUUUGGAUUAUCUCCUAAACAAGACGAAGUUACAAGCUUUCAGAAGCUUAUUCUCGUCACGUGUCCCAAAUAUAUAGUAUCAUUUUGGUGUAAGCGUCAGGAAGAAGUUGCGCGCUCAGCAGCUGAAGAAACACUGAGCCGAUCGUUGGAAAUUUUACAACAUUUUUUGCCGCUCAUUGACGAUUGGAAAGAAUCGGUAAUAUGGUGUCUCAUUCAACAUGAUCAAAUCAAAACAGAGUUUGUAAGACAAGCCAAAGGUCUUUCGCUUCUGAUUCAGUGCACAACAGAAUCUCAGUUCGAUCCCGCAAAAGUGCAACUACCUGCCCUAGAAAUUAUCAUGUCUUUGACAUUCAACGAUGAGGCCAAAACCUGCAUUAAACAAAACAACAAAUUUGUUCAAUACGUACAAACAGUACUCUCAGCCUCGAGUACACGUGAUUUGCAAAAAGUUGCCAAUGGUAUUCUCUGGCGACUAUUUUCUAAGGACGGGAAGACUGAAGGUGAAUUUCAGUACGAUAUUAUGAUAUCGUAUUCUCAUAAAGACAAAGAAAUAUGCCAUCGAAUUCACAAAGCGCUGGUUGCCGAUAAGUUUCGUGUAUGGAUUGAUCUGGAAGAAAUGCAUGGCGCAAUAAUACAGGCGAUGGCUCAGGCAAUUGAACAAUCACGUUACGUCCUAAUAUGUAUCAGUGAGAAUUACUACUUGAGUCCUUAUUGUCAAGCUGAAGCGCAAUAUGCAUUUGAAAAGCGACGUGGCUUGGUUCCACUCAGAGUACAGUCUGGCUACAAAGCCGAAGGAUGGUUGGCUUUUAUAACAUCAUGUAGAAUUUAUGUGGAUUUUAUGAAAAUAGACUUUGAUAUCGCUUACACCCAGCUUGUGUCGGAAUUUCAUCAAAAAGAAGUCGAUGGGAAAGGUUCCUCAGUGAUCUCAUCACGCUCAAACGUGACCGACGCACCAGUGGUGAGAAAAAAUAGAAGUAGAAACUUGCAGUGUGGGGGCAAUCAUUUCUCAUUGGAUGGAAAUUGUCCUAUGGUGCAAAAACACCGUCAAGAAUUAAAUAAAGAAGUGAAACAAGCCAUCCGAAAUGGUGAUUUAAACUAUAAUACACAUUUAGAACAAAUAAAACAAGUAAAAAAAUCAAAUGAGUAUCAAUAUGAUGUAAAUGCCUUUCCACCAUUGAUUAAAAUGGACAGAAAUAUUGAAAAUAGGUGGAAUACACAAAAAACAGAUAGUAGUAACAAUACCAAUAAAAAUGAAGUAGCUGAUGUGUUAAAGGAAAUUAAUAAAAAUUUAGAAAUGAUGAACAAGAAAUUAGAUAAUCAGAAAAGAACAAUUGGAAGAAAUGAAGGAAAUAUUAGAUUAAAUAAAUUAGUCACAUCAGAGUUAUUGACCACAAUGGCUAAUCUAGUGGAAGAAGUGGUGCUGCCAUUAUUAAAGUUAGUGAUGAAAGAUGAAGCAGUAAUGAUUAAAAAAACAGAAGGUUAUGCAAAAAGAUUUAUUAGUAUGGAGGAAAAUUUACGUCUAAACUAUAAAUUUGACAUUGAAACGGAAACGGAUGAAACAAACUACAUAAACUCACCAUCACUAUCAGAAACAGUUAAAGUGAAUCCGAACCCAGUAACAACAUCAUCAGUUAUGGUAGUCGAUGAUGAAAUAGAAACAGCCGAAAAGACCAGCACUUAA
Molecule: messenger RNA, 2226 nt
Organism: Didymodactylos carnosus
Lineage: Eukaryota; Metazoa; Rotifera; Eurotatoria; Philodinida; Philodinidae
Source: the annotation of a GenBank genome assembly